Messenger RNA from Strongylus vulgaris, 921 nucleotides. The record is from the annotation of a GenBank genome assembly. Lineage: Eukaryota; Metazoa; Nematoda; Chromadorea; Rhabditida; Strongylidae.
AUGGGACCUAUAUCCGAUCUCACGGAUACGUACUCCUUCAAUUGCUAUUUCCGACAAAUGUGGACUGAUUCACGACUGAAAUUUAAUGGAACACAAACUAAACAAUCGCUAUCGUUAAGUAUGGCUAUGCUGGAUAAGAUUUGGAAGCCCGAUACGUAUUUCUGGAACGGGGCGCGGUCCUAUACACACACAAUGACUACAAGUAAUCGUUUGGUAAGACUCUAUCCGGAUGGGACCGUAUUGUUCAGUAGCAGGCUAACUAUCAAAGGCAACCUUAUCCUUUAUUUUCUGAAGUCGAAAAUGUGCAAUGUCAAUGAGGAGAUAUCCGUUGGAUCGACAGGAUCUUAUGCAUUUGGCGAAGAUGAACUGUUAUACGAUUGGGGAGUGAGGGGUACGGAUAGAGGAGUUCAGAUGGACUACGAUGGGAUCAAAGAGCUGGCGCAAUUCACUAUGACAGGAUUUCAAGUGUUCAACUCAACAAACAUGACACGUGACCGAAUUACUUCUGUUCUUACAAUGGUUCUGAUUGCUAACGACAGCAAAUCGGAUGCUCCCAAGACUCGCCGUGAUGGCGGACGGCAUUCAAUGUACCAGCGGACGCGAAAUAUCUCAGUGAAAAAGCAACGUCUGACACAACAAUCGGAAACGUCCUGUGAAGGAGGACAAUUGCAAACGAUAGAAGAAUUCCAGCAAGACAACAUUGGCUGGCGAUUAUACUACUGGAUGAUGAAUAAUGGUCGUCCUACAGAUCCAUUUGGUCUCGCGCAGAAUUCAAUCAGUGCUGUGGAUCAAUUUUCUCGAAUUGCUCUUCCUAUUUAUUUCGUGGCCGUUGUCCUGGUUUACUAUAAUUUCUAUGUAAACACACCUUAUGACUUCAGAUUUGACGACGAAUUUGUAAAAUCCCCUGUAAAUAAUUUUUAA